UUAAACCAAGCACGGAUCUUUCCUUAUCCUGCGGGUUUUUGCAAGCAAUAAUUGCCAGUAAAAGACUGGGUCACUGAUCGUUCAGCUCACUGUGCCCUUCAUUCUAAUUCGUUUCUAUUCCUGUCUCUUAGGCUUUACGUAGCAUCUAUGAAGAUAGAAACUGACUUCCUGACCUGACUUACUAAACUGUGUCCAGAGCCUUUUUGUGAGGAGUCUUGGCACGAGGAUGAGUACCAUCAACUCACAGGAUGAUGAAGAUACUUUUAAAAUACUUAUUGCUACUGAUAUUCAUCUUGGCUAUUUGGAGAAGGAUCCAGUGCGUGGAAAUGAUACAUUUGUAACUUUUAAUGAAAUUCUGGACCAUGCUCAAAAAAAUGAAGUGGACUUUGUUUUAUUAGGUGGGGACCUUUUUCAUGACAACAAGCCUUCCAGAAAAACAGUACACUCUUGUUUGGAGUCACUAAGAAAAUACUGCAUGGGUGAUCGUCCUGUUCAGUUUGAAAUUUUGAGUGAUCAGGCAGUUAAUUUUCAUUGUAGCAAGUUUCCAUGGGUGAAUUAUCAGGAUGGAAAUCUCAACAUUUCUAUUCCAAUUUUUAGUAUUCAUGGCAAUCAUGAUGAUCCCACAGGGGCAGAUACACUGUGUGCAUUGGAUAUUUUAAGCUGUGCAGGAUUAUUGAAUCACUUUGGACGUUCAACUUCCAUGGAGAAAAUAGAUAUUAGUCCCAUUUUAUUGCGUAAGGGUAGAACAAAAAUUGCUCUGUAUGGCUUGGGAGCUAUUCCAGAUGAGAGGUUGUAUCGUAUGUUUGUCAAUAAACAAGUAACCAUGCUGAGACCAAAGGAAGAUGAAGAUAGUUGGUUUAACUUGUUUGUGAUUCAUCAAAAUAGAAGCAAACAUGGAGCUACGAACUACAUUCCAGAGCAGUUUUUAGAUGACUUUAUUAAUCUUGUUGUGUGGGGUCACGAACAUGAGUGCAAAAUAGCUCCAUCCCAAAAUGAACAGCAACGUUUCUAUGUUUCUCAGCCAGGAAGUUCAGUGGUGACAUCUCUGUCCCCCGGAGAGGCUGUGAAGAAACACAUUGGUUUGUUGCAUGUUAAAGGGAAGAAAAUGAAAAUGCAGAAGAUUGCUCUAGAGACAGUGAGAACUUUCCACAUGGAGGAUAUUGUUCUAGCUGAUUAUCCAGAUCUUUUUAAUCCCGACAAUCCUAAAGUAACUCAGGCAAUACAAGCAUUCUGCAUGGAAAAGGUUGAAUCGAUGCUGGACAAUGCAGAAAGAGAACGCUUGGGAAAUCCACGUCAGCCAGAGAAGCCUCUCAUAAGAUUACGAGUUGAUUAUGCAGGUGGCUUCGAACCAUUCAGUGUCCAUCGUUUUAGCCAGAAGUACAUGGAUAGGGUGGCUAACCCAAAAGACAUCAUACACUUUUUCAGGCAUCGUGAACAAAAACAGAAAAAUGACAGUGAUCUUAAUUUUGGAAAACUGGUUGGCAGACCUGCUUCUGAGGGGAUGACACUGAGAGUGGAAGACCUUGUAAAGCAGUAUUUUCAGACAGCGGAGAAGAAAGUACAGCUUUCACUUCUAACUGAAAGAGGAAUGGGAGAAGCAGUGCAAGAGUUUGUGGACAAAGAGGAAAAAGAUGCCAUAGAAGAGUUGGUGAAAUUUCAACUAGAAAAAACACAGAGGUUUCUUAAGGAGCGUCGCACUGAUGCAGAGGAGGAAAAAAUAGAUGAGGAGGUGCGAAAAUUCAGGGAGAGUAGAAAAAAGAAUACGGAAGAAGAGGAUGAGGAAGUUCGUGAGGCAAUGACCAGGGCUAGAGCCCACAGAUCUGAGGAUGCAGUUCUUGUCGCAGCCUCCAGUGAUGAAGAACUCAUGGAUACGGGGAUGAAAGGCACUGGUGAUUCAGAUGAUGGCCUUCCUGCAACACUGAGCCGAGGAAGGCGUUCGGCAAGAGGUAGGGCAAGAGGUGGAAGAGGACAAAAUUCAACAGCAAGAGGUUCAUCUCGAAGGGGAAGAGGAAGCACUAGCCAAGAGUCAGCUACUAGCAGCAGAACCUACAAGCCUGUACCUGUGCCUGCCAAGAAUAUGUCUAUCUUGGAUGCCUUUAGGUCUUUGAAACCAGAGCCCUCCUUGAAUUCAUCUAAAUCUUACUCUGAGGAUAUUCUAGAUGAUGACUCCGAUCUAGAAGACAUUUCUAUUGUUCCUUCUUCCAAAGUAAAUCAAAGGUUGUCAACUACAUCUUCACUUAGUAAGAGACAUUCACAAAGCCAAAUAUCUAGAGGAGCUGAUUUUGAGUCAGAUGAGGAUGAAUUUGAUCCAUUCAAAAGCACUGCAACGUCAAGAAGAACUAAGUGAUUUCUGGCUCGCUAUACGAGAGAGACCGUGAAAGUUAGUGAAGAAAAUGGAAAGCAGUUUGCAAGGCAUUCUCUAUAUGACAUUUCUCUGUAAAUGAUGGCUUGCCUUCAAUUUUCACUUCUAUGAAAUGUU
Molecule: messenger RNA, 2479 nt
Organism: Gymnogyps californianus (California condor)
Lineage: Eukaryota; Metazoa; Chordata; Aves; Accipitriformes; Cathartidae
Gene: MRE11
Product: MRE11 homolog, double strand break repair nuclease
Exons: 19
Coding region: 227-2347 (706 amino acids)
Biological process (GO): mitotic G2 DNA damage checkpoint signaling; meiotic DNA double-strand break formation; mitochondrial double-strand break repair via homologous recombination
Cellular component (GO): nucleus; Mre11 complex
Molecular function (GO): manganese ion binding; DNA endonuclease activity; 3'-5'-DNA exonuclease activity
Source: RefSeq, a predicted model, not a curated record